Molecule: messenger RNA, 492 nt
Organism: Alternaria arborescens
Lineage: Eukaryota; Fungi; Ascomycota; Dothideomycetes; Pleosporales; Pleosporaceae
Exons: 1
Coding region: 1-492 (163 amino acids)
Source: RefSeq, a predicted model, not a curated record
AUGUCACCUCAGGAUACCUCCCCUGUCCGCCGACCCAUCGUCCACAAGGCCCGCCCCGACCAAGACGCGCACUUUGACUUUGACGAUAACGGCACUCCCGAAGCUCAACGCGGCCCUGCACCCACCAAGGGCGGACGCAGCAACAAAGGCCAGGGCCUCUACUCCGACAACGUCACAGAUAACGACGUCGACCCGGCCGAUGCGCGCGCCCUUUCGGACAUCACGAAGAACAAGAACCAGACCCGUAGUUCUAUGAAGACACACUGGGGCGUUGACGCCGACUCACCCGAUGGUCGCGGCAUAAACAUUGCUGGUAACGGCAUGGGUGGACGCAAGGGCACUGAGUGGUCUCUCUUCGAGGAGAGCCCUGAACCGGCGAAGAAGGAGAAUGGUGGUGGAUUCAGCAGGAGCGCAAGGGGAACUGCCAUCAAGACCGAGGGCGAUGGUAUGGGUGGACGCAAGGGCGCGGACAAGAGCUUCUGGGACUUUUAG